UGAAGAAGAAGAAGAAGAAGAAGAAGAAGAAGAAGAAGAAGAAGAUGUAAACAAAGACGGUUUAAUGUCGCAUGAUGAUUUACUGAGCGGAACAUCUGUGUCUGACUGAUGACGAGAAGACACGUUUAUCUGAAGGACUCACAUCCUGCAGCAGCUGAUCAGAGGAGCAGCUGUGAUGGCGGGUCGUGGUCGUGGUCGGAGGAUGAUGAGUUUCAGCGUGGACGCUGUCGGCAUCAAUAGAGGAGACAGUUUACCUCCGACCAUCCAGCAGCCGACACCUGCAUACCCGGCAAUGGAGAACAAGCCCCUCCCCCUGGCAGCUGGCGAGGAGGCGGAGUAUAUGUUGGCUCUCAAGCAGGAGUUCAGAGGAGCCAUGAGGAGUUUGCCCUGCUUCAUCCAACCAGCCGCUCCUCACAGAGAUGUGGAGAGGUACUCUGAUAAAUAUCACAGCUCGGAGCCGACGGACAGUCUGAUCACCUGGACUCCAGACUGGAGGAGAUUACCCAGAGAGCUCAGAGUCGCCAGGCUGCCUCGCAGAGAUGGUGUGUCGGUCAGUCGCUCGGUGCCAUCAGGUCAGAUCAGACAAGUAAAGGAGAAGGAGGAGAUUCUGCUCAAACUAGAGAGUCUGGAGCAGAAGGAGCAGCAGGGGAGCUCAGAGGAGGAGGAGGGAGAGGAGAAGAAGAAACAGGAGGAGGAGGAGGCCGAGGGAGAGGAGGAGUACGAUGAGGAGGAGUUUGGAGAGGAGACCGACUACAUAAUGUCCUACUUUGAUAACGGAGAGGAGUUUGGAGGAGACAGUGACGACAACAUGGACGAGGCUGUUUACUGAACACACUCUGCCAGGCAGCUGAUUAGAUCUGUUUUAAAAGACUCAGAGCGAAACGCCUGUGGACUCAGCACCUCACCAGCGGUUCUCAGUGUCUGUUGUUUGUUCGUUGGAGAAACGAGUGGCAGAUCUGUCGGAGUUGAACGUACACUCUACGAUUUAAGACGGUUUUUUGCCUCAAUUUCGGAGUGAUGCGAUUUUCAACGUUGCCGUGCGUCGCACAGGGCGAUCAAGCAGCGAAUCACUGAAGACCACAGAAGACUGAAGUGUCCUGCAGGGGGCCCCGCCUCUGACAGACCCUCUUCAGAUCCAGAGGACCGGCUCAUUCAUCUCAGUAAACUAAUCAAACUGUAAAUAACUGUCGUUUGUAAAAAAGGUUAAAGAUCAACAGUGUGAAUCAGCUGCUUUUUAAUAAACAUUUUAAAUGAGAUCAAUGUUUCUCAUCAA
Messenger RNA from Platichthys flesus (European flounder), 1273 nucleotides. It is a transcript of the gene polr3glb, whose product is annotated as RNA polymerase III subunit GL b. The record is from RefSeq and is a predicted model, not a curated record. Bases 176 to 829 code for a protein of 217 amino acids. Gene Ontology annotation, cellular component: RNA polymerase III complex. Gene Ontology annotation, biological process: transcription by RNA polymerase III. NCBI's taxonomy places the organism in Eukaryota, Metazoa, Chordata, Actinopteri, Pleuronectiformes, Pleuronectidae. The transcript is spliced from 8 exons.